AUGAGCAGCUCCCGAGCCGACAGCACCAUGUCAGAAGACUUUGCCAUUGUGGACCAUCCCCGCGCACUGCCGCUACGCCCUCGUUCAGUACAUGCUGGUGACCAUGCAGUUGCCGAAAUCCAUCCCCUCCAAGAUAUGGAAGCGUUCAUUGUGUCUGUUCAACCACCGCAGGUCCCAGAACAAGGUCUCAAACGCGCCUGUUGCGACAUUGUGCUCGUCAUCGACGUUUCUGGGAGCAUGUCGGCAGCGGCACCGCUCCCAGAGGUAGAGGACGAGAAUGAGAGGGAAGCAGCUGGGCUGAGCGUUCUUGAUCUCGUCAAACACGCUGCAAGAACCAUCCUGGAGACUUUGGAACAGGGCGACAGGCUGGGUAUUGUGACUUUCUCAGAUGAUGCAACGGUCGUCCAACCCCUUACGUUCAUGAAACCUGCCGAAAAGAAGGCGACAUGGAGCAGGAUCGAGAAGCUGCGUGAUGAUGCAUGCACCAACCUCUGGGCCGGCAUCCGCACGGGGUUGAACCUGUUCUCGGAGGCGCCGCUUGUGGACAACGUACAAGGACUCUACGUUCUGACCGAUGGCCAGCCAAAUCAUCUCUGUCCGAAACAAGGCUAUGUUGCAAAACUCGCCCCAAUGCUAGAGGCUGCAGCCCAUGACAGACCCGUCAUACCAACCAUUCACACGUUUGGAUUUGGCUACCAGAUUCGCUCCGGUCUGAUGCAGUCGAUUGCAGAGGUAGGCAGGGGAAACUAUGCCUUCAUUCCUGACGCGGGCAUGAUCGGAACGGUAUUCGUCCAUUCGGUUGCCAAUCUCUACACAACGCUCGGCAUGUCGGCUUCGUUGGAAGUUGAGCUAUCCAAGGACAUUUCGAUAGGAACGACAUCUGGAACGUUCGCUGCCGGAGAGCGAGGACACAUCCUCAACCUGGGAAACAUUCAAUACGGCCAAUCCCGAGACGUGGUGUUCGUGUGCCCAGAGGGUAUACCCGAAGACACGGCCAUCACUGUGACGCUCAAGUAUACCGUCGCCAACGGAGCUACCCGCGAGUCUCAGAGUUGUGCAAUGUUUUCUGACAAGACAGUGAAGCCUCACACCUGGGUGGAAUACCAUUUGCGCCGAGCACAGCUCUGUGGAUUCAUAUCCUCUCUCUUUCCCUUGAAGUCUGAUGGCCUGCGCAAAGACAACAUGGACAAAGGCUCUCUCGUCGAAGCACAGAAACGCCUGGGUGACAUUAUCAGCGUGAUGCGACAAUCUCCUAACAAAGAUGUACCUGAACUCAAGGCGCUCCUCGAGGAGCUCGUCGGCGACGAACCGGCAGGCCAGAUCUCCAAAGCCCUCACCUGGACGUCGGGCAAAAACUACUGGAAUAAGUGGGGUCGUCUCUAUCUGCCCAGCUUGCUCCACGCACAUCAGCGUCAGAUGUGCAAUUCAUUCAAGGACCCUGGCCCGUUGCUCUACGGCAAGGAUAGCCCACUCUUCAUCAAAUUUCGCACCGAGCUCGACACUGCUUUUGACAAUCUCCCGACCCCCAAGCCAUCUCGUCCCCCGAGGGUGGUGUACACGUAUAGCCCCACUGGUGAAGUUACGGGGACGAGAACCAUAGCGCACCGAAAUGUCAGUAUGAACAGCUACAACUCGUCUUCGGCACCUUGCUUUGAAGGCAAUUGCUCUGUUCUGAUGGGGGAUGGAACGACAAAGCAGCCAAUCAAGGACAUCAGAACAGGGAUGCUGGUGUGGACGCCCAAAGGGCCACGAAUGGUGGGUGCAGUUUUGAAGACGAGAGUCCAUGGCCAGGCGCAGACGCUGUGCCGCGUGGGCGAGUUGCUGGUCACCCCAUGGCAUCCAAUCAAAUACCAGGGACACUGGCGAUUUCCCAACGAUGUGGCCGAAAGCAGUGUGACAUUCGAGGGCAGUGUCUACUCAAUGUGCCUCGGCCCGUGCUUCGACCCUGACGGCCACGCGAUCCAAAUCGGAGGUCAAAUCUGUGUCACACUCGGCCAUGGGCUAGUCAAGAGCAGCCAAGACGACAUUCGUGGACACCCUUUCUUUGGUGAUUACGAGCAGGUGGCACUGAGCCUGCUGAGGCUACCAGAGGACAAUAAGGGGCGCUUGACAUGUGGUGGGAUGCUCAAGAAUGCUCAGACGGGCCUGGCUUGUCGAUUUUUGAGGCCGGCUCGGAUUUGGUACGGGCGUCAUCAAGAGUGGACGAGAGUGGAUGAACAUGAGAUGCCUUGCCUUAGCAGGGAAUCGCGCCUCUAG
Messenger RNA from Fonsecaea nubica, 2256 nucleotides. RefSeq lists its product as hypothetical. The record is from RefSeq and is a predicted model, not a curated record. The transcript is spliced from 3 exons. The coding region runs from base 1 to 2256 and encodes 751 amino acids. Lineage: Eukaryota; Fungi; Ascomycota; Eurotiomycetes; Chaetothyriales; Herpotrichiellaceae.